Messenger RNA from Drosophila nasuta, 1332 nucleotides. RefSeq names its product zinc metalloproteinase nas-7. The record is from RefSeq and is a predicted model, not a curated record. The transcript has 4 exons. Gene Ontology annotation, molecular function: zinc ion binding; metalloendopeptidase activity. Gene Ontology annotation, biological process: proteolysis. NCBI's taxonomy places the organism in Eukaryota, Metazoa, Arthropoda, Insecta, Diptera, Drosophilidae. Bases 322 to 1332 code for a protein of 336 amino acids.
UAUACCCAAAUGACGCGAGAGCAGCAUUAAUCCGUUAUGCAUAAAUCCAGCAACGUGGGCGAUUGUCGGAUUGUCGAAUUGUCGUCGUCGUCGUCGUCGUCGUAGGCACGGCCAAUUGCGAGUGCUCAAAUACUUUCAAUUGUCGCUUUGUCGCCAUCUAAAGCAUGCGUCUCCAACUCCAACUGCCUUGCUUCCCCUUCGCCCACGCUUCCCCCAUUCCCUCCCUCAUGACACAUACAUAGCUGGAAGCAGCUGCAGAGGCCGUGGCCAAAUAUAAAAGCAACAAGACGCUCGGCCCGGCGUUUCUUUUGCCAAGAGACAAUGCCGAGAAGCGUGCUUAACAUUCAACACUGGCCAACAGCACGGCUGAGCAGCACACUCAGCCUGCUGUCGCUGUUGCUUCUGCUGCUGCUCAUGAACAUGGACACGAAACUGACGACGGCGGCGACGCCGACAGCGACAACCAAGAGACGCUUUCAACCGGCAGUUCCGCCCGCGCCUCGCUGGGGAGCCAACAUGCAAAUGCUGCGACGUCACAACAGCGCCGCCUUUGACUACUGGACGGAGGACAGUGACAGCAACAUUUGGGAGCACUGCGGCCUCUUCGAGGGUGACAUUAUGCUGCACCGUGAAUUCCUGCGCAACGGGUUGCUCAACGAACGACAGACGUGGCCCGAUGCCGCCGUGCCGUUCUACAUUGAUCCUCAGGAUUUCACGGCCAACCAGACAAUGGUCAUACUCAAGGGACUGAAGGAGUACCACGAACGCACCUGCAUCCGUUUUCGACCCUACGAGCAUGGCGACAAGCAUUGGCUACUGAUCAAGGGCAACUACUCCGGCUGCUGGUCGAGCGUCGGUCGGCGUCAAGGCGGACAGAUACUCAAUCUCAAUACGCCCAAAUGUGUGACGCAUGGCGUUGUCGUCCAUGAGCUGUUGCACGCUUUGGGCUUCUAUCAUCAGCAGAGCGCCACGGAGCGCGACGAGUACGUGAAGAUCAACUGGGAGAACAUCUUGGAUGGCCAUGCGCACAACUUUAACAAAUACGCGCGCACACACAUCACCAACUUUGGCGUGGAGUACGACUAUCAGAGCGUCAUGCACUACAGCUCGCGGGCAUUCAGCAAGAAUGGCAAUCCCACCAUCGAGCCACUGGAUCCGUACGCAUCGUUGGGCCAGCGACGUGGCCUCUCCGACAAAGACGUCUCCAAGUUGAACGAGAUGUAUGAGCAGGACUGCAACGGAAGUUACCUCUUGGGUUUCGACACCUUUGGCAACUACCUGAACGACCUGAUCGAUUACUUUCAAGGCAAUCUACAGGAUCUGUUCGGCUAG